This is a messenger RNA of Amaranthus tricolor (Joseph's coat), 1522 nucleotides long. RefSeq names its product cytochrome b561 and DOMON domain-containing protein At3g07570-like. The coding region runs from base 201 to 1304 and encodes 367 amino acids. Lineage: Eukaryota; Viridiplantae; Streptophyta; Magnoliopsida; Caryophyllales; Amaranthaceae. The transcript is spliced from 4 exons. The record is from RefSeq and is a predicted model, not a curated record.
AUAACAAAGUCAUUACAACCAUAAACUGGGCGACAACAAACAUAGUCAACCGCUUACAAGUCUCUAUUGUGGUGAUGGGUUAUCAGUUACCUACCACAUUGCCUUCAUUCUAAGUAACCAAAUCUACAGGAAGAACAUACCAGAAAGUUUCUCCUAGAUAACAAGGGAAGAGAGAGAAAGCGAAAGCGAGAGAAAGAGAGAUGAACCGGGUAGCUUUCGUCUUUUUUGCUAUAUUCCUCCUUCGAGAUCAUUGUUUGCUGGUGCUGUCGCAAAAUGCAGAAGAAUGCAACAGCAACAUCAACUUCAACGAUAAUGUCCAGUUUGACACCACUGCCAUGUUUUGCCAAACUGUCUGGGGGGACAAAGAUUACGUUCUUCGGUAUGUCCAAGCAGGAACAGAGCUUUGGAGUUUCCUACUGUCAGCCCCAAACACAAACUCAUGGCUGGCACUCGGUUUCUCAAGCAAUGGGCUGAUGAUUGGGUCUAGUGCAAUGGUUGGUUGGAUCUAUCAAAAUGGGACUGCAAUGGUCAAGCAGUACUAUUUGCAAGAUAAAAAUCCAGAAAAGGUGACACCAGAUGCAGGUGAGCUCAAUGUGAAGUUGAACUCAACAACGGUGUACACCCGGUCAAACCGCAUAUAUCUGGCUUUCCAGCUUAACACAAAGCAACCUCAAAAAUCGCUUCUUUAUGCUGUGGGACCCUACGGCCAACUGCCAACAGCCAAGGAUGAGUUAAGGUUGAAAGAGCACCGAGACAAAGACAGCGCCUCAUUGGAUUAUACUACCGGGAGAAGUAACACAAUAAGCAGCCCAUACACUGGAAUACGAAGGACCCAUGGAGCUCUAAACAUGAUCGGAUGGGGAAUCUUGAUGCCAAUUGGAGCCAUAGUUGCUAGAUACUUUAGGCAGUGGGACCCAAUUUGGUUUUACUCACAUGCUACAAUCCAGAUCUUUGCUUUUCUGUUUGGACUAGUUGGCUUCAUCUUAGGAUUCGUGGUGGAGGGAUUUAUAAAAGCUGAAGUGACACACCACAAGAAUAUUGGUAUCCUUAUUCUCAUACUUGGUUGCCUUCAGGUAAUGGCUGUCUUGAUUAGACCAAAAAAAGGAUCAAAGCCACGUAAAUACUGGAAUUGGUACCACCAUAAUGCUGGGAGGAUCAUGGUCAUUUUUGCAAUCUCAAACAUAUUCUAUGGUAUUCGUUUGGGUAUGGAGGGUUCCAGUUGGUACGGUACCUAUGCAGUGAUUCUUGCACUCAUGCUUAUCGUAGCUAUUGUUCUGGAAAUCAGAUUAUGUAGACAAAGAUAGUUUUGUAAGGCUUAAAACUAGAAGUUGCAGUGCAAAUUCUGUAUUGUGUUCUAUGGGUUUACAGAUUAGUGUGCUGAGAUAGGAAGUAUUUAUUUGGCACUCAAAGAUCACUUGUACCUAACAUUUGUUUUGAGAAUGUAUUGCAUGUUUUCUACAUAUAUUUCUUGGCUUUAUAUAAUGAUAAUUUCCAAUCAAGACCUCUUAAUUUUAAAUGAGGA